Molecule: messenger RNA, 8226 nt
Organism: Trichechus manatus latirostris (Florida manatee)
Lineage: Eukaryota; Metazoa; Chordata; Mammalia; Sirenia; Trichechidae
Gene: FANCM
Product: FA complementation group M
Exons: 20
Coding region: 2879-8209 (1776 amino acids)
Biological process (GO): interstrand cross-link repair; double-strand break repair via synthesis-dependent strand annealing
Molecular function (GO): nuclease activity; ATP binding; 3'-5' DNA helicase activity
Source: RefSeq, a predicted model, not a curated record
GAUUUUCAUUGGCUAAUUUUGAAAGUAUAUUGAUUGCCAGGCCUUUCUUCCUAGUCUGUCUUAGUCUGGAAGCUCCUCUGAAACCUGUCCACCAUGGGUGACCUGGCUAGUGUUUGAAUUACCGGUGAUGUAGCUUCCAGUAUCAUACCAACACACAAGCCACCACAGUACGAGAAACUGACAGACUUAUAUAGCCAUGGUAAAAUGAUCAAAACCAGGAAAUUAACACUGAUACAAUACUAGUAACUAAUGUGCAGUUUCUAGUUAGUUGUCACAUCUCCCAAGUCUCCUCCAAUCUGUGAUAGUUCCUCAGUCUUUGUUUUCCAUGACCUUGAUGGUUUUGAAGAGUAGUGAGCAAUUAUUUUGUAGAAUGUCCCUCAGUUUGGGUUUGUCUGAUGUUUUCUCAUGAUUAAAGUGAGGUUAUGCAUUUUGGGCAAGAAUGCCCCAGAAGUGAUGCUGUGCCUUUCUCAGCACAACGUACCACAAGGUAUGUGAUGCCAGCAUGUCCUGUUACCUGUGAUGUUAAUCUUGACUUGGUUAAGGGUUUCUCCACUGUAAAAUUGCUAUCUUUCCCUUUUUAACAAAUAAGUAUCUUAUGGGGAGAUACUUUGACACUAUGCAAGUAUCCUAUUUUUCAUCACAUUUUGCCUUCUAAUUUUAGCAUCCACAGAUGGUUCUUUCUUGCAGCAGUAUUUCUGUAGUGUUGCCUAAUUGUUGUUUCCUAUUGCUCUCAUUUCUUUUACAUUUGUUAGUUAGAAUUCUUCUAUAAUGAAGAGUUGUCUUUUCUCACCAAUUUAUUUAUUAAUUCAAUUAUUUAUAACAGAAUGGACUAAUGGAUAUUUAUUUUAUUCGAUGGGUUACAAUCCAAUACUAAUUAAUUUUGUUGUUCAGAUUGUUCCAGCUUUGAUCAUGGCGAGCUUCUUCAAGAUGGCUUCUAUGUCCUUUAGACUUGCAUCAACCUUUUUUUUUUUUGAGCACUUUACUUUCUGCACCACAAGGUGUUUUAUGCUCAUCUAGUAUUUUUUCUGUCCUAGCCUUGGAAUCAACCAUUUAUGUAGGGAGCUCUGGAUUCCUUUAUUGGAGAAUGGUAAAAAUGCAGAUUUUGAGCCCUGUCCCAUGACAUUUUGAUUUGAGUAGCUCUGAAUGGUCUUCUGUAUUGGGUAGGGAUUCUACUGGAUACUUUCUAAGAUAGCCUUCAAUUCUGCAAAGCUGUAAGACUUUGUUCAUUCUGUUCAUAACCUUGGAGAUUUUUUAGAAAUUUCUGUGCUAUAUCUGCUCCUUUUCCCUGUUGCUCCCCAUUUAAACAUGCAUAAUUGUUUUUAGUCACCUUUUAAGUCUCAGGUUAAAUGUCACCCCUUUAGAAAGUUCCAUUCUAAUACUAUAUCUAAAGUUAGCUUCCCUAUCUAAUUAUUUCCUUCUUAACAUUUAUCAGAAUGUGUAAUUCUUUUGCUUAUUCAUCUAUUUUUUUGUUUUUAUGCCCCACUGGAAUAGCAGCUACAUGAAUAUAGGGUUACAUCUAUCUUGGUUGUAACUGUUUUACCAACUCAAUGCCUGGUAUGUGGUAGUUACUCAAGCUUUUGUUAAAUGAAUGAUUAAAAUUAUUAAAAUCUUACUCGAUAAGUCAUAAAUAGAUUUUGAAUGUAUAUGGGCCCAGUAACUGUAAUGCAGUAUAUUAGGCACUUGCCAGGUGUUGGGAAUACAAAGGUGAAUAAGACAUAAUUCUUGCCUUUAGAGUAUUUUUUGUCUGAAACUAAGCCCAUUAGGCUUUUCUGAUUAAAAACAAAACAAAACAAAGUCUUUACUUUUAGAUACUUUUAGGAUCCCUUUUUCUUUUCUUUCUUCUUUUAAAUUGUUUAUCAUCACACUGUCAGUACUACAGUCUGGUACAGAAGUUGUUUAUACCAACAGGUUAUAUGAUUUUGCUCUAGUUCCCUAAUUUUACAAUUUAAAUUCCUUUACAAGCUUUGGGUGAAUGACAUUUAGCCCUAGAAAUAUAUUCAUAUCAUAUAUAUUGAUUUAAAUGGAAAAUAUCCUAUUAAUUUAUCAGUAAUUAGUAUAGGCCCUAUAUCCUCAAUCUCUAACAAGUGGAUAUGUAAAGUAUUCCUAAGGUACAUUUGUAUCCUUUAAAAAUGAUAACACUUUUCUCUGUUUUCCCCACAAAAGAUCAGUGGAGAAAAGUUUUUCCCAGGGAAUCAGGCUCUGACAUUGACUAUGGUAUACAAGUUUUGGGGGAUUUAGUUUGCUAAUCUAAAAUUUCUGUUUUGCCUGAGUCUUUAUAACUGUUGAUGAAAGGACUAUAUCACUGCCAUUGAUUAUAAAAUGCAAAAUACAUUUGAGGAGCUUGUUUUAUAUUUACUAAUAUUCUUAUUUCUUGGAUGCUUGACUUGAAGGGCUAAGUGGGAGAAAGAUGCAGCAAAAGCCUUUUCCUCCUGUUGUGCCAUUUCUAAGGAGCCCGGGUGUGCAGUGGUUAAGCGUUUGGCUACUAACGGAAAGGUUGGCAGUUCGAACCCACCAGCUGCUUUGCAGCAGAAAGAUGUGGCAGUUUGCUUCUGUAAAGAUUUACAGCCUUGGAAACCCUAUGGGACAAUUCUGUUCUGUCCUAUAAGGUCGCUAUGAUUUGGAAUUGACAGCAGUGGAUUUUUGAUUUUGUGACACAUCUGAUGUACUUUAUAGUUUUGCAACGAUAUUUAAUGAUAUGAAUUUUUAAUACUUCUUGCAAAAUUAUAGUACUGUUUUAUUUCUGGUAGUGACUUAAACUAAAAAAAUUAACAUGUAAUGUAAUUAUAGUUACACUUAAUUGAUUUUGCAUAGGCUGUGCAACAAGUUAUUACUAACCUACUAAUUGGGAAGAUAGAGCUUCGUUCCGAAGAUUCUCCAGAUGUUUUACCAUACUCUUAUGAAAGACGAGUUGAAAAGGUUGUUGUUCCACUUGGUGAAGAACUUGCAGCAAUCCAGAAGGCGUAUAUCCAGUUUAAAUUUGCAGAUUUUGGAAGCAUUUGCCACUUCUUUGAUUCAAAGGAAUGUUUUGAUGAGACGGGAUAUCCCCAACCUUACAAAAUACCAGCUAAUUCUGGCAAGAGAUCAAUUUAGGAAAAACCCAUCUCCAAAUAUUGUGGGACUACAACAAGGCAUAAUCGAGGGAGAAUUUGCUAUUUGUAUUAGUUUAUUUCAUGGUUAUGAAUUAUUGCAGCAAAUGGGAAUGAGAUCAUUAUAUUUAUUCCUUUGUGGAAUUAUGGAUGGAACUAAAGGAAUGACUCGGACAAAAAAUGAACUUGUCCGAAAUGAAGACUUCAUGAAACUCUAUAAUCACCUAGAGUGCAUGUUUGCAGAUACAUGUAGUGCUUCAGCAAGUGGUGUUUCUGCUCUCCGAAAAGGAGAUAAAGAUAAGAAAUUUUUCUAUAGUCAUCCAAAACUAAAGAAAUUAGAAGAAGUUAUAGUUGAACACUUCAAGUCAUGGAAUGAUCAAAACACCUCUGAAAAGAAAUGUGAUGAGACCAGAGUUAUGAUCUUCUCAUCAUUUCGAGAUAGUGUUCAAGAAAUUGCAGAAAUGCUUUUUCAACAUCAGCCAGUAAUUAAAGUAAUGACUUUUGUUGGCCAUUCCUCAGGGAAAACCAUGAAGGGUUUUACCCACAAGGAGCAAGUAGAGGUAGUGAAACGGUUUCGUGAUGGUGGUUACAACACAUUGGUUUCUACCUGUGUUGGUGAAGAAGGCUUGGAUAUAGGGGAAGUUGAUCUUAUAAUAUGUUUUGAUGCCCAGAAAAGCCCAGUUCGUCUUGUACAACGAAUGGGUAGAACCGGCCGCAAACGUCAAGGCAGGAUUGUUGUUAUCCUAGCUGAAGGACGAGAAGAACGUACUUAUAAUCAAAGUCAGUCCAACAAAAGAAGUAUUUAUAAAGCUAUUUCAGGUAACAGGCAGGUCCUUCAUUUUUACCAAGGAAGUCCACGAAUGGUUCCUGAUGGAAUCACUCCAGAAUUACACAAAAUGUUCAUCACACAUGGCGUCUAUGAACCAGAGAAGCCUUCUCGGAGCUUGCAGCGAAUGAGGCAGAGUCACUCAAAGAAAGAUUGGUCCUUAUCAGAAGAAGAAUUUAGAUUAUGGAACAGACUUUAUAGGUUAAGAGACAGUGAUGAAAUUAAGGAGAUAACAUUGCCUCAAGUUCAUUUUCCAUCUUUACAAAAUGAGGAACUCAGAUCAACUCAAGAACCAAACAUUGGAAUUCAUCAACUCUCUCUCUCUGAAUGGAGAGUGUGGCAAGAUCAUCCUCUUCCUACCCAUCAAGUUGACCAUUCAGGUCGAUGCCACCAUUUUAUAAGUAUUAUGCAAAUGAUAGAAGGAAUGCGACAUGAAGAGGAAGAAUGCAGCUAUGAACUGGAAAUUAAAUCUUACUUACAAAUGGAAGAUGUUAGCUCAACAUUUAGUGUUCCCAGGAAUGAAUGUAAUCCUCUUGCUGAUGACACCUUUACUAAUUACAAGAAAUCUUCAUUUACAAAGGCUCUAAAUCAAGGCAGUUCAUCCUUAGUGACUGAAUAUGAUGAAGAAUGUGCUGAAAUUUUUAAACUAUCUCAUAUCAAACCCACUAAAAUUGUUUCUCUAAAGAACAAAGCUUCUAAAGAAAUGAUAAAAGGUCAGCAUAAAAAAGAAAAUGAUGGUGCUAUGGAUUCUUUUGCUACCAAAGCAAAUUCUAGUGAAAACACUUUUCAGGUAGACCUACCAGGUGAUAAAAUGGCAUCAGAUACAGAUCAAGUUGCUGCCACAUGUACUACCAAUGAAAACGUUGUUAAUCAGCCAUGUGUAAUAGUAACCGAGUGUAAGGUUACAAAUAAAUCUUCUAGUUCAUUUGCUGGAAAUUUUUCAGAUUCUGGCUAUAACAGUUUCAAUGAUGAAAAAUCAGUUUCAUCUAGCUUGUUUCUUCCAUUUGAAGAUGAACUUUCUUUAGCUAGAACAGAUGAUCAAUUUUAUAAUUGUCACUCAUUGACAAAAGAGGUACUAGCUAAUGUAGAGCAAUUUUUAUCUCAUUCUCCUCCGCCCCUCAGUGGACUCUCAGAUUUGGAAUAUGAAAUCACAAAGGGUUCUAUACUUGAAAAAUCACUUUUCCUACCCUACACAGAGCAUUUACAAAAUGAUAAGUCCACCUGUUUGAUAUCACCAUCAGCUGUAAAUUCUCAAUGGAAUUUAGAACUGAAUUCACUAAACUUACCCUCUUCUAAUAAUAAUCACCUUUCUGCAAUAAGUUGCCCUUAUGAUGCAAGUAAUGAUAAAAUUUGUAAUGAGUCAACCAGCUGUGACUACAAUGUUGAAGUACAUAAAGAUAUUCAAGAUGAAAACUUAGUACCUAACAAUCAUGUUCAAAUAAACACUGGUCCUUCAACGUAUUUAGUUAAAGAACAGAAUCAUGGUAUUGAUAACAGUGGCAUCCCAGUAUUGUCCACUGAUCAGGAUGAGAGCAUACUAUUGUUUGAAGAUGUUAAUACAGAAUUUAAUGAUGUGAGGCUUUCUCCCUUUAACAGUAAAUGCAAACCUUUAUGUGUGUCAGACAAAACUGCUGUAAGUGAAAUGGCAGUAAUCUCUCAGUUCUUCAUUUCUGAUGAACUUUUGUUAGACAAUAAUUCUGAACACCGAGAUCAAAUCAUCUGUGAUACUAAUAACAGGAAACGUCAUGAAGGUUUGAGAGAUGUACAUGAGGAAAAACCGAAGAAUGAUGAAUACACUUUCGACUGCUCUAAGGAUUUAUUCUCUGUUACCUUUGAUUUAGGAUUUUGUAGUCAAGAUUCUGAUGAUGAAAUAUUAGAACAUUCAUCAGAUAAAAAUAACAAUAGACUUCUAAAUGAUCUAUCUGGAAAGUAUUUAGAUACUAAGGAGAUAAGUGAUGCAAACUGUGUUUCAAAUCAGGCAUUAAUACCAGGAGAUCAUGUUGAAAGUUUUAUGAGUAGAACCAUUACUGUCCAAUCAAGUAAAGAUAAGCAGAGUCCAAAUCUUGCACUUUUUCCACUGGGUGCAGCAAAAAAUAAAGAAUUUGUAUCUCCUGGUUAUUCUCAGUUUUCUUUACCAGUAGGGAAAAAAGCUAUGAGUACACCACUUUCUAAAUCAAAUGCAUUGAACUCAUUUUCUAAGAUGAGAGAGGAAAUGUCUAAGACAUCAGGUUCUAACAAAAAAAAAGUAAAACUACAAAGUUUCAAAGAAAGAUUGAAUUCAACCUUUGAUUCAGGACUAUCUCCAGUAAAGGUGAAGAGCAGUGAACAAAUCAAUCUGCAUCCAUCCUGUCAUUAUUCUGUUGAAGAAGAACAAUUAUUAACAAGUAAUGAGAGUGAAGAUGAUGAAAUUUUCCAAAGAAAAAGUAAGAAAACCAAAAGAAAUGUUUUAAAAUCCCCUGAGGAUCAAAAAAAUAGUGAAGUUGAUUCUCCACUUCAUGCUGUCAAAAAGCGCAGAGUUCCUCUAAACAGAUUGGAAUUAUCAUCUAGUGAUGAGAGUGAGAAUUUUCCCGAACUACAUCCACAUUUAGAAGACUUCAAGGGUUGUAACAAGAAUCCCAAAAGAGGUGUCAAAGUCCAAAAAAGACAUAGCCACCUAAAGCAUGUAGGUAGGCAGUUUUUAGAUGAUGAAGCAGAACUUUCUCAAGAAGAUGCAGAAUGUGCUUCAUCAGAUGAAGAUGAUGAGUCAGAAGAUGAACAAGAUUCCUCAUUACUCGACUUCUUAAACGAUGAGACUCAACUUUCACAGGCUAUUAAUGAUUCUGAAAUGAGAGCUGUUUAUGUGAAAUCUUUACGCAGUCCGUUGGUGAGCAAUCAGUACAGAAUGGUCCAUAAGAAACAUAACAACAUAAACAUUUUCUCACAGAUUCCUGAGCAAGAUGAAACCUAUUUGGAGGAUAGUUUUUGUGUUGAUGAAGAGGAGUCUUGCAAAAGCCAAUCAAGUGAAGAAGAAGUGUGUGUUGAUUUUAACUUAAUAACUGAAGAUUGCUUUGCAAGUGGCAGUAAAAAAUAUAAAACCCGGCGUGCAGUAAUGCUAAAACAAAUGAAGAUCCGACAAAAUUGUGCACCUUCUAAAAAGAAAUUUUCCAGAAUUGUUUUACCAAAUGACUCAAGUGAGGAGGAAAAUAGUGUAAAUGACAAAAGAGAUUCCAAUAUUGUCGUUAACCCAACCACUGUUAAUAAGAAUGAACAACAGGGCCAUUGUUUGAAUUUAGCACCUUCUGGGUCAUUAUUGCAGUCCAAGAUCUAUUCUAAUCCUGUUGUUAAUCAGUCACCCAAGCAGAGACAACAGACACCACUUAAUCUAAAGGAUACAGUUUCUGAAGUCUUGGACUUCAAACCUCAGAGCCAUAAUAAAAUCGGAUCUACUUCACCUUCUUUCACCGCUGUUGAUUCACAGAAAGAUUGUGGAAAAUUUCUAGUUCAGCUCAAGGUUGGUAGCACUCUGGAGGAUUCUAGCACUUCAGUGGCGUAUUGUUCCGAUUCAAGACCGCAUUUGACUGGGAUACAUACUUCUCUUAGACUUCCACAGGAAGGAAAAAGAACCCGUAUUCUUGUAGAUAGUCGUGAAAUCACUUCAGGUGCAGAAGUAAUUUCUUCCCUAAGAGCAAUUCAUGGCUUAGAAGUAGAGGUUUGUCCUCUUAAUGGUUGUGAUUACAUAGUGAGUAAUCGCAUGGUGGUGGAAAGGAGGUCUCAAUCUGAGAUGUUAAAUAGUAUCAAUAAGAACAAGCUCAUUGAGCAGAUUCAGCACCUGCAGAGCAUGUUUGAAAGAAUAUGUAUGAUUGUGGAAAAGGACAGAGAAAAAACAGGAGACACCUUGAAGAUGUUUAGGAGAACAAAGAGCUAUGACAGCCUGCUGACUGCCUUAAUUAGUGCUGGAAUCCGAAUUCUUUUCAGUUCCUGCCAAGAAGAAACCGCAGAUUUGCUAAAGGAACUGUCUUUAGUGGAACAAAGAAAGAAUGUUGGUAUUCAUGUUCCAACAGUAGUGAACGGUAGUAAAUGGAAUGCACUUCAGUUUUAUCUAAGUAUUCCCAAUAUAAGUUAUAUAACUGCGUUAAAUAUGUGCCACCAGUUUUCAUCUGUGAAAAAAAUGGCUAACAGCUCACCUCAAGAAAUUUCCAUGUGUGCACAAGUGACUCAUCAAAAGGCUGAGGAAAUCUAUGGCUAUAUUCACUAUGUAUUUGACAUGCAAAUGUUACCAGACAGUCUUAACCAAUGCAGACUGAAGCCUGAUGCAUGAUCACACUGCUCAAGACG